This is a messenger RNA of Bacidia gigantensis, 1548 nucleotides long. RefSeq lists its product as uncharacterized. NCBI's taxonomy places the organism in Eukaryota, Fungi, Ascomycota, Lecanoromycetes, Lecanorales, Ramalinaceae. The record is from RefSeq and is a predicted model, not a curated record. Gene Ontology annotation, biological process: attachment of GPI anchor to protein. Gene Ontology annotation, cellular component: GPI-anchor transamidase complex. The transcript is spliced from 3 exons. Bases 1 to 1548 code for a protein of 515 amino acids.
AUGAUCCUACGCUCCGGUAGAUGGGACGACGACAGCUGGGGCACAAGGCCUCACGAUGGUCAGAAAGAAGGGGGAACAGGCGUUGAGCUUUGGGCAUGGGUAGAAGCAAGCUCAGAGGCAGAGUCAUUCGCAAGAUGGACAACCUUGAAUAAUGCCCUUUCAGGCUUAUUCUGUGCCUCAUUGAACUUCAUCGACUCUACGCGUACAACGCGACCGCGCAUGACCUUCGAGCCUGCUGGGUAUCACGUCGAUAAGCACCCAGAGAAUCUCUAUCUCUUACACGGCUCGCUUCCUCGCGAAGUUGUCUGUACGGAAAAUCUGACCCCUUUUUUGAAAUUGUUGCCCUGUAAAGGUAAUGCCGGAAUCGCCAGCCUCCUGGAUGGCCACAAGCUCUUUGACGCUUCGUGGCAAAGUAUGGCCAUUGAUUUUCGAUCGUUAUGCCUUGUGCCAGACACAGAUUGCACGGUUGAGAUGGAACAGACUGUGGACAUGGUCCUAGACACUGAGCGGUCGAAACGUCCAAAGGACAACCCGAUUCCACGACCCGUCCCGAAUGAGGGUCUUUUGUGUAACGCGUCCAAAAUCUAUGUACAAGAUGAUGCAUGUUUUCCGUCAGACGUCAAGCGUGGACAAUCGUGGACAGUCGCUGAGAUAUUCGGGCGCCCAAUCCAAGGCGCCUGUUUGGCGGACGAUGCGGCUGGCUUUCCGCGAGAAUCUGUCUGUCUUCAUGUUCCCGAUGAGCGCGAAGUUAUGGCACCUCCCAGCGCCAGGCUAGUCAACAAAACUAGUGAGAGAUGCUGGGCAGUCGACCCAUCAGAGCCAUUUGAGAUGGUUCUUUCUCAUCUUGGCCCACAGACGUUCAAUCCACACCAUCCACCACCGCUCUAUGCAUCUCGUCAAAUUGUUGGUCAUGGCCAGGAGCGCGGAGGCAUCCAGACACUACUCACGAAUCCCAGCACAGGGUCUGCCAUCGAAUUUGUCUACUUCGAAAGCUUACCAUGGUUCAUGAAGCCGUAUUUGCACACACUAGAAGCACGAGUCUCUACAUCAUCACAACCUGAUGCCACAAUUAUCAAAGAGACUGUAUAUAGGCCUGCACUUGACCGUGAGCGAGGGACUCAACUCGAGUUGGUCAUUUCAGUCCCCGCCAACUCGACUGUCGUCUUGACCUACGACUUUGACAAAGCCAUUCUCCGCUAUACGGAGUAUCCUCCUGAUGCAAAUAGGGGCUUUGAUGUAGCUCCCGCCAUCAUUCGCCUCCUUCCUUCGUCCGACUACAACAUAGCGCCAUCCUAUGUCCGAACAACAAGUCUUCUCUUACCACUGCCAACACCAGACUUCAGUAUGCCCUACAAUGUCAUUAUCCUGACGAGUACUGUAAUGGCAUUGGCUUUCGGGAGUAUUUUCAAUCUGCUCGUGCGGCGUUUCGUCGGCGCGGAUGAGAUCGAGGGCUAUGAUACGGACUCAUGGAAGGCCAAGCUGAAAGGGAGGAUGGCUCUCUUACAUAACAGAUUUAACGGGAAUGGAAGCGAGAAGAAGAAGCAAUGA